Molecule: messenger RNA, 1746 nt
Organism: Sesamum indicum (sesame)
Lineage: Eukaryota; Viridiplantae; Streptophyta; Magnoliopsida; Lamiales; Pedaliaceae
Product: DELLA protein RGL2-like
Source: RefSeq, a predicted model, not a curated record
AUGUUCACUGCUAAGAUAUUUGAUUCAAGAGGAGUUCCAAACGAAUCUAGUGUGUCAAGUGGUACUUACAAUGAAGAAGCUAAGAAGUCGAGUAACUCAUUUGGAGUUGAAGGAUGGGAAGACACUCAUAUCGACACGUCUGGUGAUGCAGCUGAGCUAGGACAUUCCCUGUCUGAAGUUCAUCGGCAGCUGCGAGACUACAAAGAGUUUGGGAACUUAGAUGAUUUGUAUCUUGAUGUUGUCUCCCCUCCUUUGCAAUCAUGUAAUGACAAUGAGAUCAGGAUGAUUCUUGGUAUCGGAUCCCAGAAUCCUGAGCUGAUUGAUGCCAAGCAGAAAGGAUCGUAUGUGCUCCCCAUGAGAUCUUUCGAGCUUCUAAGGAGACACGGAAUCAAACGCUCAAGAUUAGAAGGACAAAUAUGUUAUACGGUUUGUCAGACACAAUCCACUUAUACUCAAGGUUCAAGGAUGUCAACUGAAAACAUCAUUGAACUGGCUGCGGAAAAUUUCGUCCAGCCCAUGUCAAAGACUAAAGAGAUCUCUGUAGUUAGCCAUCCGUAUCCAAGCUCAAUCACUUUAGACCGUUCCGACGACAACUUAAAAGCGGUUCAACUUGUGCAGAACCUUUUGUUGUCUGCUGAGAAACUAGAUGAAAAGAAAUACGAACAAGCUAGAAAAAUCCUGGAGGGGUGUGACAGAAUGAGUUCAUCUACAGGAACCCCCAUUCAGAGACUUGUGUUCUAUUUCACAGGAGCUCUGUAUGAGAAGAUUGAUAGGGAAAAUGGAACAGUAUCGACAAAGGGCUUAGGGAAGCAGAUUUUAGACCCUCUCGAGGACUUACAGCCUGAUCAAAGGUUCCAAAUUUCAUUUCACAAAAACCACCCUCUCUGUCAGAUUACACAGUUCUCAGCAAUGCAAGCUGUUAUAGAUCAUGUAGCAGAGGCCACAAAGAUCCAUGUUAUUGAUCUUGAUAUCAGAAGUGGAGUGCAAUCCACAAUCUUGAUGCAAGCACUUGUAGGCCGACAGGAACAUCCAGUUCAGCACCUGACGAUAACUGCUGUAGGGACCAAAUCAAAGGCCUUGAUCGAGCAGACAGGGAAACGAUUGAUGGCCUUUGCUGAGUCCUUGAAAUUGAAGUUCUCUUUUCAUAUAGUCAUGGUAGCUGAUAUCUUGGAACUCAAUGAAAACCUCUUUGAACUGAAUGCUGAUGAAGCGGUUGCUGUCUAUGCUGCCUUUGCUCUCACGUAUAUGAUUGCACAGGCUGAUCAGCUUGAACAUAUCAUGAGAGUGAUAAAAAAUAUUAAGCCGUGUGUUAUGAUUGUAGUAGAAAUAGACACAAAUUGCAAUUCUCCAACUUUUGUAUGGCGUUUUGUUGAAGCCCUUUUCUUCUACGGUGCAUUUUUCGAUUCCUUGGCAGAAUGCAUGAAGAAUGAUGAGACAAACAGAAGGCAUGCGGAGUCCACUUGUUUCAGAUCCUCCAUAAGAAAUAUCGUGGCUGCUGAAGGAGGCGAAAGGAGGGUCCGUCUUGUCGAUUUAAGCGUCUGGAGGGCAUUUUUCACACGUUUUGGCCUAGUGGAGUUAGAACUGAGCAUGUCAUCUCUAUAUCAAGCACACUUGUUGCGCCAAAGCUUCCCCUGUCACAGCUCGUGUACAUUAGGCAUGAAUGGCAAAUGCCUAACUAUAGGAUGGAAGGGGACACCUCUUUGUACACUUUCUGCAUGGAAGUUUCAAAGAGAUAUCGAUGAAUGA